Molecule: messenger RNA, 1892 nt
Organism: Gryllus bimaculatus (two-spotted cricket)
Lineage: Eukaryota; Metazoa; Arthropoda; Insecta; Orthoptera; Gryllidae
Source: the annotation of a GenBank genome assembly
UGUGUGGGUAUGCUAACUUAACGUUAAGUUAGCGUACCCACAUUUAGUGUUGAAUAUUUUGAUGUUGUGCAUUAGUAGAAAAUUUUUAAAUUUCGGUAUAAAUUAGUCUUUAAUUGGAACAAAAUUCUGGGAUACAGUUUUUCAAUUUUGUGUUAAGUGGGUAUGCUUACUAUACGGUCAUCACGUAAAUCGUGACAGGGAAUUAAGAAACAGAGAGAGAUUCUUACGGAAGAAAAUAAAAUACUUUACAGUAAAUAUUUUUGAACUGAAUGAAAUGCCGGAAAGUAAUGAGAAACAAACGAAUAGUUUUCCGGGGCGUGAACGCUUUAAGGCAGCGAUGAAACAAAUUGAUCACAAAUUAGAUUGUAAUAAAGUAAAAAAUGGCUAGGACUGCUAGUGACGUGUAUAUAUGAAGCUCUAGGGAAACAAGCAAUUAAAGGUGUUAACUAGAUUGAACUGUUGCAGAAAGGAACCAGGAUGAAGUAAAGUGUCUCCAUACAGUGCAGUUAGAAUUACAUCUGACCUUAGCGUAAUCUUGGCAAAAGAAGAACUUAGUACAUACAAAAAGUGAGGUUAGAUUACUUCCCCCGCCACGGACCCUUUAUCUAGCCCGAACGUCGAACUGAGGGCGAAGAAACAUCUAGUAGUGGUUGAUACAACUUUAUCGAAGGAUCCUUAUGUGGAAUGUAUGUGACUGUUAUUUAGGGCCUGUUUCACCGUCCCUGAUAAAGUUCCGGAUACUCAUCCGACAGUUACUUUCUCCGUCAGAUAAAAGUUUCUGAUACUUAUUUUGCGUUUCAUCUAGGUCUUUCCUGUUAAAUAUCUGACAUAUCUGUCUGAUAAAUAAUCUUCCAGAUAACUAUUUCACUAGCGGCAACGCCGCAUUUUCGACUCAAACGCGCGAAAUACGAGCGAAUUCAAAUGUUAUGCUGCUCCAAGUGUGUGUGAGGCUGGUGAGGUGUUUUUUGCUUCUUUCGUUGUGAUUUUGUGUUAUUACAGUAUACUCCUCCGUGAACUGUGUGUUAGUGUGUUUUAUUGCACUAUACUUUGUUUUUGUGAGUAAUUCAAAAUGGAAAGGGGAGAAGGAAAGGAGAGAGAAAGAUGUGUUAAUUUUUCUCGCGAAGAAACCGAGAGACUUGUAUCCCUCGUUGCGGAGUGGAAAAACAUCAUUGAAUGCAAAAUAAAUGGUGCUACCACGUGGCAGGAUAAGGAAGUGGCUUGGUCUGCUAUUGAAAGGGGCUUUCAAUAGCUCGAAAGGAGGUAUUUUUCGCGAAGCGAAAAUUCUUAAAGGCGAAUAUGAUUCUCUGAAGAGGGAUUUACGCAAAAAAGUUGCUGCUCUUCGGGCACAAAUGUAUAAAACUAGCGGUGGUACAGUAAAUAUGCCGCCUUAAACUCCAUUAGAAGAAAAAAUAAAUUCAAUGAUUUUAUUGUCUGUGGAAGGCAGCGAAAGCAUUUAUGAUUCGGAUAAAACUACAGAAAUUACUCCAAGUGUGUUGAUUUUGGAUGAAGAGGCAUCCAUUUCCUUCCCUCUAGAAGGUGAACAUGAGAACGAGAAUGCAAGUGCUCCAAAUGAAGAAUCUCCUCCUAAAGUUUAUACAUCUUAUGUAAUUGCUGAGUGGCAUAAUCCUUCACAGAAUGAAAUGGGUAGUAAGAGAAUGAGUGGCAAGAGCUCUCAAAAUGAAGUAAAUGGGCCAUUUGAGAUGCUGGUGGAAACUAAACUGGAAGUGGCAAAUACACAAAAGAAACUAGCUGAAGAUGAGAUACAGCACAAAAAGGAAAUGCAUGAAUUGGAGAAGAAGAAUAAAAUGGAAAUGCAUGAAUUAGAGAAGAAAAUGGAAAUGCAUAAAUUAGAAAAAGAAGAGUUGCGGAAGGUUCAAGAAAAAAAUAAGUGA